AUGGACAUGCAUUGUAAGAUCCCAAGAACAAUAUCUGAAAAAACUACUCCUCCUGCCAGUCUCAGCAAUGUCAUCAAAAUUAAGGAUCGUAAAAGAGUCAAGGUAUUGUGGAGCGGAGAUAAAGUUGAUAGUGUGUCCAACUUAAGCUCCAUAGUUAGUGUAGCAGAAGCUAAUCCUACUAGCUCAACUGAAGAAAAAGUCGUUGUUUCUAAGAAAUCUGAGCUGGUCGAUGAGAAUUAUAGAGCAAGUCUCCGUGAGACAAAUAGUUAUCAAAAACUCACUGAGAAUCGUGCCGAGGUUCGAGCAAGACCGAUAUCAUCUAAUUGA
Messenger RNA from Microthlaspi erraticum, 327 nucleotides. The record is from the annotation of a GenBank genome assembly. Lineage: Eukaryota; Viridiplantae; Streptophyta; Magnoliopsida; Brassicales; Brassicaceae.